AUCGAGCUCAAAGACGCGGCCGGCAACUUACUCGGUCCCUUUGGUGCGCUGUCAUAUACGCCAGAUGUCCUCGCCCCGUAUCUCGCCUUCGCGGUCAAGGUGAACACGACGCCCCUCCUGACCCCCCGCGAGCGCGAACUCGCAAUCAUCGCGACCACGAGCGUGACAAAGUCCGAAUAUGUAGCGUACGCGCAUCGCAAAGCCGGACUCUCCGCAGGCCUCUCCGAUUCCCAAAUCUCUGCGGCGCUUGAGGGGAAGGACGUAGCGGGGCUGGGUGAGAAGGAAAACGUCGUGUAUCGUCUGGGACUGGAGCUGGCGAGGGGAUAUGGGAAGGUGAGUGAUACGGUGUUUGAAGGUGCGGUGGGGGUGUUGGGGAGGGAUGGUGUGAGUGCGGUUAGUCAGGUUGUGGGGGCGUAUGUAUUGGCGGGGGUGUUGGUGGGUGUCGGCGGGGUGGGUGCGCCG
This is a messenger RNA of Paraphaeosphaeria sporulosa, 462 nucleotides long. RefSeq lists its product as uncharacterized. The annotation marks the transcript as partial. The record is from RefSeq and is a predicted model, not a curated record. Gene Ontology annotation, molecular function: peroxiredoxin activity. Lineage: Eukaryota; Fungi; Ascomycota; Dothideomycetes; Pleosporales; Didymosphaeriaceae. The transcript has a single exon.